Molecule: messenger RNA, 783 nt
Organism: Phytophthora sojae
Lineage: Eukaryota; Oomycota; Peronosporomycetes; Peronosporales; Peronosporaceae
Exons: 4
Coding region: 1-783 (260 amino acids)
Source: RefSeq, a predicted model, not a curated record
AUGAUUCCCCCGGUAUUCCGUCUGAGCCACGCUACAGCUGUCUAUCCUACGGAUACGACUGCCGAGAGCCCGGCGUUCUAUCGCGGCGACGUCACUGUGGAGCGCUGCCGGUGCAUCAUCGUCCUCGUCGAGCGGGUCUGUGCGUCUAUCGACGGGUGCGGCGGCCGAGUAGGCAACAUCAAGCUGUCCGUGGGCAGUGGCGAUACGGCUAAGGGCGGCGGCGUGGGCGGCGACGUGGGCGUGUCCAGCGGCGCGAGCAAUAGCUUCACGAGCGGCAAUGUGCUGAUGCACACUCCGGAUGGCGGCGUGGGCGCAAACAGCACGGCCGCUUCGUCGGGCCUGAUCAAACUGACGACGGGCUGGGCUCGGCGGGCGGCGCAGGUGACGUGUCUGACUGCGGGGGCGAAAGUGGCCCGCCGUCUUCGGAAGAUCCUCGUCAUCAGAUGCCGCAAGCCCGUGUCCUCCGUGUUUGAGCUGCUGCUGUCGCCCUCGCUCGUGUUCAUCGCCAACCUGGACUCGAUCUUCGGUACCGGGGGCAACUACAGCAGCUCGUCCGAGGCGGCCACGGGCACCAUUAUGUACACGGGACUGGACUCGCCGGCGUACACGGACUACGGAGCGCUGAGUACCAACAUGCCGACGUUCUACAGCAGCGGCCAGAGCGUGAGGCAAUUCCUGCUGAUCAGCUACAUCAAGUUCGUGUCCACGACCACGACGGCCACGAUGUUCGAGAAGAACCGGAGACCUAACAGCUCGUCCACGAAGGGCUUGGCGCUGGCGUAG